This is a messenger RNA of Condylura cristata (star-nosed mole), 1643 nucleotides long. RefSeq names its product retinoblastoma binding protein 7 (gene RBBP7). Gene Ontology annotation, biological process: regulation of gene expression. Lineage: Eukaryota; Metazoa; Chordata; Mammalia; Eulipotyphla; Talpidae. The transcript has 12 exons. The record is from RefSeq and is a predicted model, not a curated record. Bases 358 to 1635 code for a protein of 425 amino acids. Gene Ontology annotation, cellular component: nucleus; ESC/E(Z) complex; NuRD complex. Gene Ontology annotation, molecular function: histone binding.
CCGAGCCGUUGGCUCCCAGGCCCGCCCCUCCACCGCCUCUCACUUUUCCCAGGGCGUUUGCGCCUGCGCUCAGCUGCCUGGGCGGGCUGGGAGGCGCGCGUUGAAAAGUCUCGUUCCAAGUUUGGAGAGAGAGAGAGAGAGAAGAGCGCCUCAGACCUUGGUACCCGCGAGCGGGGAGGAGGCAGCAAAGAAGGACGCGGCGUCUGGGGAGCACCCGGACCGUGAGACGGAGCUCGGGCUUCGAGAGCUGGAAGUGUGUGACGCGCCUGGGAAAGGCAGGAGCGCCUGCGGUUGGGCUGCUCUUGACUAGUGAGGGGAGUCCGAGGCGGCGGCGAGGGGCGAACGACCCGACGCAAGAUGGCGAGUAAAGAGAUGUUUGAAGAUACUGUGGAGGAGCGUGUCAUCAAUGAAGAAUAUAAGAUCUGGAAGAAGAAUACACCGUUUCUGUAUGACCUGGUUAUGACCCAUGCUCUUCAGUGGCCCAGUCUUACCGUUCAGUGGCUUCCUGAAGUGACUAAACCUGAAGGAAAGGAUUACGCCCUUCACUGGCUGGUGUUGGGAACCCACACUUCUGAUGAGCAGAAUCAUCUCGUGGUUGCUCGUGUUCAUAUUCCAAAUGAUGAUGCCCAGUUUGAUGCUUCCCACUGUGACAGUGAGAAGGGUGAAUUUGGUGGCUUUGGUUCUGUAACAGGAAAAAUUGAAUGUGAAAUUAAAAUCAACCACGAAGGAGAAGUGAACCGUGCUCGUUACAUGCCGCAGAAUCCUCACAUCAUUGCAACAAAAACACCAUCUUCUGACGUGCUGGUUUUCGACUAUACAAAGCACCCUGCUAAGCCAGACCCAAGUGGAGAAUGUAAUCCUGAUCUUAGAUUAAGAGGUCACCAAAAGGAAGGCUAUGGUCUUUCCUGGAAUUCUAAUUUGAGUGGACAUCUCCUAAGUGCAUCUGACGACCAUACUGUCUGUCUGUGGGAUAUAAAUGCAGGACCAAAGGAAGGCAAAAUUGUGGAUGCUAAAGCCAUCUUUACCGGCCACUCAGCCGUCGUGGAGGAUGUGGCCUGGCACCUGCUGCACGAGUCUCUGUUUGGAUCUGUUGCGGAUGACCAGAAGCUCAUGAUAUGGGACACCAGGUCCAACACCACCUCCAAGCCGAGUCACCUGGUGGACGCGCACACCGCGGAGGUCAACUGCCUGUCAUUCAACCCCUACAGCGAGUUCAUUCUCGCCACUGGCUCUGCAGAUAAGACUGUAGCUUUAUGGGAUCUGCGUAACUUAAAGUUAAAGCUCCAUACCUUCGAGUCUCAUAAAGACGAGAUUUUCCAGGUGCACUGGUCUCCACAUAAUGAAACUAUUCUGGCUUCAAGUGGUACCGAUCGCCGCCUGAAUGUGUGGGAUUUAAGCAAAAUUGGAGAAGAGCAAUCAGCAGAGGAUGCAGAAGACGGGCCUCCAGAACUCCUGUUUAUUCAUGGAGGACACACCGCCAAGAUAUCUGAUUUUAGCUGGAACCCCAAUGAGCCUUGGGUCAUCUGCUCAGUGUCCGAGGAUAACAUCAUGCAGAUAUGGCAAAUGGCUGAAAAUAUAUACAAUGAUGAAGAGUCAGAUGUCACACCAUCGGAACUGGAGGGGCAAGGAUCUUAAACCCAAAG